UUGCUUGACUGGCCUCGAAAUUGUUUGGAAUCCGUCCAAGAACUUUCAUGACAAGUUCUACCUGGGACUGAAAAGCACAUCCGAAAGUUUUGUGGGAGCGGAAAAAAAUGACAAUAAAUCUGAACCAGACGGUUUGAGUUACAUAAACAGACGCAAAAGAUCAUGAAGGGAAUAACUCUAUUACUGGUGAUGGCUUUGGUCACGCAACCUUUGCCGAAAGUGGCAUCUAAUCUUCCACCCCAAAUACGAAUUGCUGCCAUCUUUGAUGAGAACCAAGACGAGAAGCACGAGUUGGCCUUUAAAUAUGGUGUGGAACGCGUAAACAAGGACCCUUCUAUCUUGCCUGGGAAAAGGCUCAUCCCACAAGUUAUCAAGGUCCCAUCUGGAAACAGUUUUAUAGCUGAAAUGGAGACAUGCAAGUUGUUGCCACAAGGUGUGGCGGCAAUAUUUGGGCCCCAAAGUCAAGCAUCAGCUGAUCACAUCAGGUCCAUUGUGGAUUCUGUGGAGAUUCCAUUUAUUGACACCAGGUGGAACUACCAACCAUCUGCCAGAAAAAUGGGUCAACAACAGGCAGAAUACUCAAUCAACCUUCACCCUGAUGUGGAAGCUUUGGGCCAAGCUUAUGUGGAUUUGAUUGAGCGGUAUGAUUGGGAUACAAUCACCAUUUUAUACGAGAAUAAUGACUCCAUGGCAAGAUUAAAGAAAAUUUUCGAUCGAACGGCUGAGGAAAUAAAUGGCAAUUCCUUUCGGAUCAUCACAAAGAAGCUUAUUCAUCAUGAAAUCAAAGGCUACAGAGAGAUCUUGAGGGAGGUUUACGCGAGUAAAGCCACUAACAUCAUCUUGGAUUGCGAGCGAGAGAGUAUCCCUGAAAUUCUCAAACAAGCUCAACAAGUCGGACUAGUCUCCGAGGAAUAUUUUUAUCUGGUCACGAGUCUCGACGCCCAUACGAUCAAUAUGGAAGAUUUUAAGCAUGGAGGGACCAAUUUCACUGCCUUUCGAUUGGUGGAUGCAAACGAGCCGGAGGUCCAGAAUGUGAUCUCCAGCAUUGUCAAGAGUGAAAUCAACCGUGGCCGAAUAAUUGAGUUUCAAGAUGGCAAUUUGGACACAGACACCGCUUUGAUCUAUGAUGGAGUUAUGCUCUUUGCUCUGGCUUUGCAUGAGCUGAGUCGCAUCCAAAAUAUUGACAUUGUCCCAUUGGAUUGUAAUGGAAAAAUGUCUUGGGACCAUGGCAGCUCGAUGAUUAACUACAUGAAACUGGGAGAAUUCACUGGUUUAAGCGACAAGGUCUCUUUUGACACCGAAGGUCUCCGGACUGAUUUCUCACUGGAUGUCCUUGAGCUUCAAGAAACUGGCUUGGAGACGAUAGGCACUUGGAGCGCUCCGUUAGGUUUGAAUAUGUCUCGUGUGGCUGAAAUCGCGGCUAUCUUCAACCCUUCCAAUAUCAUGGCCAACAAGACGUUUGUGGUGACUCUAAUCCAGAAUCCACCUUACACGAUGCUAAAAGAAGAGACAAGGAAAUUGGUGGGGAACGACCGCUUUGAAGGUUUUGCCAUUGACUUGAUGUCUGAAAUUGCCAAGGUGUUGCGAUUUAACGUAACGUUCAAACUGGUGGAUGAUGGACGUUAUGGAAGUGUGGACGAGCAUGGAAAUUGGGAUGGAAUGAUCCAAGAGGUUCUCAUUGGAGCAGAGAAUGGAGGAGCUGAUUUUGCAGUGGCAGAUCUUUCUGUGACCUCAGUUCGGGCCCAAGCUGUGGACUUCAGUAUGCCAUGGAUGAAUCUGGGGAUCUCCAUUAUCUUCAUCAAACCAAGAAGAGCUCCCCCAAGUUUCCUUUCUUUCUUGUCUCCAUUCACGACCGAAGUGUGGAUUUACACUGGGCUUAGCUAUGUUUUGGUGUCCGUGGUCCUCUAUAUUCUGGCCCAGUUUUGCCCCCAAGAAUGGAAUAACCCGUUGCCUUGCAUUGAAGAGCCUGAAGAGCUGGAGAACCAAUUCUCAAUGGCCAACUCUUUUUGGUUCACCAUUGGCACUUUCCUUCAGCAAGGCUGUGAUGUGGCACCCAUCGCCAUUUCCACACGACUCUUAGGAGGCAUGUGGUUCUUCUUUGCUAUGAUCAUGGUGGCAUCUUACACGGCCAAUUUAGCCGCUUUUUUGACUGUCGAGACAUUGGAAAAACCAAUUGACUCGGCUGAAGAUUUAGCUGGGCAGACCGAAAUCAAGUACGGCGUGCUUGAGGGAGGCUCUACGGAGAGUUUCUUCCGCAACGCUGAACUUGAGCCAUUCAAAACCAUGUGGAAAUUCAUGGACUUGCACCGAUCUGAGGUCAUGGUGACGUCUAAUGGAGAAGGACUGCAGAAAGUAGAAGACACUGAUGGAAAGUACGCUUACUUGAUGGAAAGUGCCUCCAUUCAAUAUAUCAUUGAACGAAAUUGCAAGCUCACUCAAAUAGGCGGAAAUUUGGACAAUAAGGGCUACGGAAUUCCAAUGAAACAUGGAUCCCCGUAUAAAUCAUUGAUUGAUUCCGCGAUUUUGGAGCUCCAAGAAGGGGGAGUCCUUCACAACUUGAAAACAAAAUGGUGGAAGCAGAAGCGAGGAGGCGGAGCGUGUGUUGACGGAGGUGGUGGUGAAGGCAGUGUUGCCGAAUUGGGCCUUCCAAAUUGUGCCGGAGUCUUCAUUGUCACUGUUGUUGGCUGUUUGAUAGCUACGGUCCAAGCAUUUGUGGAGCUUCUAGUGGGAGCAAAGUAUUCUUCGGAUGAGUUGGGCACCUCUUGGUUUUCAGAGAUUAGGGAGGAACUUCGAUUCGCCUUCAAAUGUCAUGGAACCACCAAGAAAGUUCGAAAAAUCUUGCUGAAGAACGAGAGCUCUUCGGAGGACGGUGGAGAUGAGCAAGGUGGAAAUGAAUCUCACUCCAACUCCAACCACUCAACCGAAGAGGAAGAUCCUUAUCCACAGAGCCAUCAUUCAAAGUUCAAUCCCAUCCACGUGGAACACAGUCCAGCUAGUUCUCAUAGUAAUCACACCAAGUCUCCGACAGACGGCUCUUCUUACUAUGGCGACAAUGGUGUUAAUGAUUCCAGGAUGAAGUCGCUUUCUAGUGGUCAACGUUCUCCUUCCAACCACUAUGGCAGAACAGGAGGUAAUCCAUUCGAGUCCGACCAUUGAAACAUGAUUAAAUUUGCUUAAAAUCUGCUUCGAUCCUCUUUUGAUAAAAUAAAAAUAUGUCCAAGCCCAG
Messenger RNA from Tigriopus californicus, 3226 nucleotides. RefSeq names its product glutamate receptor ionotropic, kainate 2-like. Bases 163 to 3156 code for a protein of 997 amino acids. The transcript has 18 exons. NCBI's taxonomy places the organism in Eukaryota, Metazoa, Arthropoda, Copepoda, Harpacticoida, Harpacticidae. Gene Ontology annotation, biological process: monoatomic ion transport; modulation of chemical synaptic transmission; synaptic transmission, glutamatergic. Gene Ontology annotation, molecular function: transmitter-gated monoatomic ion channel activity involved in regulation of postsynaptic membrane potential; glutamate-gated receptor activity. Gene Ontology annotation, cellular component: postsynaptic membrane; plasma membrane. The record is from RefSeq and is a predicted model, not a curated record.